Molecule: messenger RNA, 1257 nt
Organism: Fusarium vanettenii 77-13-4
Lineage: Eukaryota; Fungi; Ascomycota; Sordariomycetes; Hypocreales; Nectriaceae
Exons: 3
Coding region: 38-1048 (336 amino acids)
Source: RefSeq, a predicted model, not a curated record
GCCCGGAUCAAUAGUCAUUGCUUCUUAGGAUCCAAAUAUGGUGCUCUCUCUGCGGACAACGCCCGACGGCGUUGAAGACUCAACGGAUCGCAUCGAACCCGAAACCGGCGACUAUAUCCCCGACUUCGCCGCGAGAGAAGUCCUAAUUACAGGACUGGAUCAAAUCAGGCGGUCCAGGAUACCCGUUCGUUACUUCACACCUAUCGCGACUGCAAUCUUGAUGAUUGCGCCCGUGGAGAUACUCCAAGACUUGCUUCAGUCCUGUAAGGAGGCACCCGACGUCUUUUUUGACGGUGUCAUGGUGAGAUUGAACAGAGAUGGCCUCGCGGCAAUUCAGAGCUAUGCCCUAGGAAACCGAAUGGUCACCUUUCCCAGCAUUUUUGAAGAUAAUCCAACACCUUGCAUCCUUACGGGAAGAUCAAGAUAUGUGAGUACUAUGCGCCUUUUCCCUCGUAUGGAAAACGGCCAGCAUGAAAUCCAUCGUCUCCAAUCGAUCCUAGAGGCGUUUUGGGGAGAAAAGGCUGCCUCAUGGAUAGCCACAUUCACCAAUCCCGACUUCGUGGAGUCUCCGCAGAACCACAUCUCACUAAGCUGCACAUUUCACGACCUAGGUCGCGAUACACGCUUUGCCUUUAAGCCUCUUCGAAGUGCUGACCCCAACGAAAUGCGACUUCAGCUUCACUGGUUGAAGCCCUCGCCAUUCCGGUUCUUCAAUUCCUAUUUUUACGAAAACCCCAUCCAGUACGCUGGCAUGAACGCUGAGAACACCAAGACGUGGGGUGACAGGUUUGCGGAUGAGGAAGAGUUCAAGACGGGGCAUGUCUUCACCAUACGCGCCGAAAACCCAGCUGAUCUCCCAGAUUGGGAUAUGCUAGAGCUGCAGUGGGAUCUUCUCCGAGUUGCAGCAAUCGCUGGCGCUAGAUCGUCUGCUCUGGAUGACGGGACGGACUGGCAUGACUGGAGCAACGAGGAUGACGGCGAUGACGAGGAUGUCGAACCCUUCCAGCUCGACCAAGAGCAACGGAUCUCGGACGAUGAUGAUUCUUGAGACGAGAGACAUGAAGAUAUCGAGGAGAUUGCUGAUUGGCAUGCUGGCCAGGAGAAAGACACGGCGUUCAAGUUGAGAACUGUAUCACCGACUUUGAUAAACGAGAAGCCAUCCUUAUGGAACGUAUUUGCUGAGGUGGCGUUACGGAAGUUACCCCUGCUUUCCCUGGGUAGUACUCUUGCACUUUAUGAUAGUUGCGCCUUUCCAAA